ACUCUGUAUACUUUGUUGACAACAUGGCGGACAUCAACCGUACAGCUUCGCCUAUGCACCUGUUUGAAGAGGAUAUAAACGAAACGAGAGAUGUUACCGAGAAAAGGAGGAGAUUAAUACAAGACAGGCAGCACACAAAAUCACCAUUUUUAAUUGGAUCUAUUGAUUUAGUCAAUAAAAAGAUCAGUAAGUUGGAUCGCAAGCUGUCUCAUUACUCUGAGUUGGUUUGUGAAUCCCAGAGCACAGAGACUGAAGAUGACUACAUUGCACAGUUUUUGCAUCCUUCAAGUGCAAAGGGGAGAGAAAAAUAUGAAAAGAAAGUGAAAGAUGCCAAGGAGUUGAAUGCAUUUGCUGGGUUUUAUGCACUACAAUCAACUAUAGGCCAUGAAGUCAGUGAGCGAGUGAGAAAUAUCUCUAAAGUCACACUGCAGCCUAAUAAAAUACCAGUAAAAAAAGUUGAAACAGGAAAACCAAAAUUCAUUGAGUUGCACCAGUUCCCUGGCUAUGAUCCCACUGAACUGACUCAGCUGCCACAUGAUAUUUCUGCUACACAAAUACUUAAUAAGGUCACAUUUGCCCAGAUGGACCUCAAAAGAAAACCAAAUUACAGACCAGAAUUUGAAAAACUCUUCUACUCACCAAUGUCUCAGGCUAUGUUACUAGAUAUAUUCUGGUUUUAUUUCCUGGAGAAAUAUCAGCCCAACAAAGUAGUUCAAGCAAAAUUGUUUAACAGAGUAUCACACAACUAUGUGAAGUUGAUGAUUUAUGCAAAGCAUCCACAAUACAAGGAAGUGUUCCUGAAGUCAUACCCUGACCUAAUGUCACAGGCAGUGUAUGCAGCAUACUGUGAGGCCUUUCCUGACUCCUACAGGCAGUUUAGUGAGGACUUUAAAGAAAUGAUGGUGUUUUUAGUAUGGGAAUGGAUGGCUGGCAUGCGGCCAGCACCCCGCUCCUGGUUAAAGUGGAACUUCCCAAUGCUUGAGCCACCCGGUAUCAAGAACAGGGAGGAGAUGAUGAAUGCCAAGAAAGAUAAGAAAACAUCUGUGUUGAACUUUGACUACCUAGAUCACCUGGAUCAGAUGCAAAGUCUGUAUGGCUCCAGUACUUCAUUAGCAUCCACUAGCAGGCAGAGUAAACAGUCAUUUCCAAGGAAAAGUACAUCUUGGCAAAAAGGAAAGAAGCAAUCAGUUACUGGUGUAAAUGACACUAGGUCUGCAGUUGGUGAGCCCCCUUCAACAGCCUCUGCCAUUGAGACUGUGGCUGAGGCCCAGGCCUCUGCUGCUGCUGGGGCAAGUGCUUCUGGACAGAGUAAUAAAACAAAUGCAGGGAGUCCUACCAAAAGACAGUCUAAAAAAUCUAGGGGUUUGGCAGAUGUCAGAGAAGGGCUUGAUGUUUUGUCUCCAAUCAGAGAACUGAAUAUGGAAGAAGAUGAAGUGGAGGAGGAAUCAGAUUUGAAAGUUAAAGCUAAGAAGGCAGCUUCCUUACAUCCAUCAACCAUGUCUUUUAUAAGUUCAGGGUAUAAGAAAAAAGAGUCCCAUCCAGCAUGCAAGGGUCCAGACUUUGUGCGGUCUGUCUUUGAUGUCCAGGGCCAGUGCCCCCUGGUGGCUCAUUUUAUGAGGACACACCACCUCACAGAGCAGGCAGGGACAACAUACAAGGUCCAGAGAACUGAGAUGGAGAAUCUACCACCUCUGGAGACUAAAACCUACAGAGAUGUGAUCAUUGGUGCCUUUAAGAAUGUCAAACAGACCAAGCAGACAUAUGACAAACUUUUGGAUAAAACAAUGAAAGAAAACUCCAAGUUUAAUGGACGUCAAAAGAGAGAGUUGCAGAAACACCAAGUGAGGGAGUCUUCAUUAUUAUCAAACUCACGAGAAGUAAAACGACUGGCUGAACUACUUAUUCUGGAACAAAAGAGGGAUGGUGAUUCCAUAUCUGCUGGUGCUGAUGCUGCAAUAGAAGCUGCCUUAUUGGCACAGGAUGGGUAAAUCUCAGGCACCGUGAACUAGACUUAUGUUAAUAGACAAGAUAAUAUAGCAUAUUAACAUACCGUUGACUGCGUUUGAAGACGUCAUCAACAAGUACAUGUAAUAACUUGUAAGUUUCAUAUUGUCAUAAGCCAUUUCAUCCUUACAAAUUUCACAAUGUUCUAGAUUUUGGUGCCAAUCUGGGAUUUCUUUGGAAUUUUUUACCACUUCCAACAAUAUUUCAACUAACAAUGGAUUAGAAAACAUAUAUUUAACCUGUGCCAACCUCACAAAGCAUAAUAUAUUAUGAGUGGGGCAUGUUUUUGUAUAAGUGUAUCAUAUAUGUACAUUUGCAUUGGAUAUGUCAAAUAAAACUAUUUUUGUACCAAAAGAAUUAUUUUACCACAAAACAAUCAUUUCUAAGAAAAGUCAUGGGUGUGCAUUAACUGCAAAACCUUUUCUUAAAAAAUUAUUCUCAAAUGAGCACUCUAGAAUAAACAUAAUUAAUUUGGAGGAGCUU
Molecule: messenger RNA, 2487 nt
Organism: Lingula anatina
Lineage: Eukaryota; Metazoa; Brachiopoda; Lingulata; Lingulida; Lingulidae
Product: protein FAM227A
Source: RefSeq, a predicted model, not a curated record